AUGGGUCUCGUUACAUCCAACGAAGACCCCUCAGUGAGGGCAACCCACCCGUCGGCAAAGAAGCGCGUUCGUCUUCGCUCACUAUUGAGCUGUUUUUCCCCUGUUGACUCAAACAUGGCGAAGUCAAAGAGGUUUGUCAUAGGCAAGCCCAUCGGCGUCGGGUCCUUCGGCAAAGUUAACGACUGCGUAGACACUUCCUCAGGUCGACACUAUGCGGUAAAGAUAUUACAUCAACGCAGAGGCACUCGGAAAGAGGCUGUUAGCCGGUUGCGGUUCAUGAGCGAGGUAGCCAUUCUCUCCGCAGCGGACCACCGAAAUAUAGUCAAGUUGCAUGACUAUUAUGAGGACAACCAAAACUUUUACUGCGUACUUGAGAAAUGCGAGGGAAAUGGACUGGGCAAGCAUAUUUACGAAAGGAAGUUUCUUGAUGAGGCUUCAGCCGCUUCUCUUUGCAGGCAAAUGCUCGAUGCGCUGGCUUACCUACAUUCCCGGAACAUAAUGCACAGAGAUAUUAAGGCAGAAAACUUCAUGUUUGAGACCAAAGACAAAAGUGCGCGCCUCAUUCUUCUUGACUUCGGCAUAUCGGCCAUAGUUAAUCCCUCUGCGCCUUUACGAAAGAUAUGUGGCUCCCCCCACUACUUGUCACCCGAAAUGCUCCGGCGUUCCUAUUCCUUCCCUGCGGACAUGUGGUCGCUGGGAGUGCUUGUGUUCGUCAUGCUGUACGGGCGGUACCCCUUUCAAGGGCCCUCUUCUCUCCAUGUGUGCAAAAGCAUUCUCCACAACGAAGUCAACUACUUUGCUGGUCCGAGCAUGCCCUCGAGUUUGGGAAUCGAGUUUGUAUCGGCGUUACUGGAGGUCGACCAGGAGAAACGCCUCACAGCGCAAGAGGCACUCCAGCAUAGAUGGAUAACACAAAGGGACGAGGAAGGAUCUGAGGACUGUACCAAGACAACCAUGUCGGGUCUUGUAAGGGCGUCUUCCGACGACGGGGAAGAAGGGACGGAGUCUGUAAGGCAUGCUUACCGACAGUGCUCCUUCCCUUGCCGCAUCCGAGAGACACAAACGAAGGCAGACAUAGAUGCAGACAGCACGAAAGCAAACAAGUUGGUGCUGCAUGAGGGCCAGGUACCAACUCAGACACUGUGCACUGCUUCUGCGUUGUGCUUCUGUGGUCAUCAUUGCCUACCUACAGAAGCAGCAGGAAAGCUGCACCAAGCUCGAUGA
Molecule: messenger RNA, 1224 nt
Organism: Eimeria necatrix
Lineage: Eukaryota; Apicomplexa; Conoidasida; Eucoccidiorida; Eimeriidae
Product: CAM kinase (incomplete catalytic triad), putative
Biological process (GO): protein phosphorylation
Molecular function (GO): ATP binding; protein kinase activity
Source: RefSeq, a predicted model, not a curated record